UAGAGCCAGAAUUGUAAACCUUGGGUUUUCCCACACCUCAAAUAGAUAUAGAUAUAGGGAUAUAGAUAGAUAUAACAAAUUCACCAAAUAAUAUAUAUAUAUAUAUAUAGAUAUAUAGAAGAUAUAGAUAGAUAGAUAGAUAGAUAUGAUAGAAUAGAUAACUUACAAUUUUGUCUAAAAGAAACUAAAUCACUGCUAUGUUUGAGUAGCAUAUCUUUGGUGAAUACUUGCCAGUGAAUUGGUUUCCGCUAUACUAUAUAUAUACAUAUAUAUAUAUAAGUAUACACUCUUCUAGGAUUAUAGUAUAUAUAUAAGUAUACACUCUUCUAGGAUCAGUUGUGAGGAGUUCCUUAAAUUUUCUUGCGACAUGGAGUACAGAAAGAGGGUGGAUGCGCUAGUGUUUUUCUCGUCUCUCCUCAGAUACUUUGUUGCUCAUGCACAUGGGAAGGGUCAUGUCACAGAUGAUGUCGGAGUUUCUACUCCAGCUAAAGAAGGAAUUAUGCAAGGAAACGGAGCACGAUGCGAUGUAGGGUUUCCUCCAUGCAAAGAUAACAAGUGCUACUGCUGCAUUGGGGGGCGAACUCAUGCUCGCUACUCUACGCUGGCUGAGUGUAGUCAUGCCUGCUUCUAAACAAAAAUUAAGAUCACUGUUAUUAUAUACAUUGUAAUGGUAGGUAAUGCUAUUAAUAAUAUAUGGGAAUUUUAGUUUUGGUAUUA
This is a messenger RNA of Zea mays, 717 nucleotides long. The record is from RefSeq and is a predicted model, not a curated record. Lineage: Eukaryota; Viridiplantae; Streptophyta; Magnoliopsida; Poales; Poaceae.